CUAACGGACCAACUGUGAAAAGGGCUCGGACAUCAAUCACUCUCUUUUGAGCCAAGACAGGGCUGAGACUGCGGCUCAGAGAGAGGAGAGAGAGAGUUUGGGGUAGAGAGCGUGAGAGUAAGAGUUGAAAAGAGAGUUCAAGAGAGAGUGUGGCCAUGUCUUUGGAGUUGUCUAUAUUUUUUUUUUGUUUUUGCCUUUCAUUCGGCCAGCGAACCUCGAAGCGGGAGGUCGCUUCUAUUUUUUUACCAGAAAGCUCAUCCCCUUGCUCCUAAAAAGCAGGCACGCAUGCGCAAAAUAAACAAAAAAAAAAAACUAUAAAAAAUCGAUAUAAUAUUAUAAAAAAUAAAAAAGUGAUUAAAAAAAGAGAGCAAACAAGAGAGAGAACAAGCUUAAGUGAGUGCGUAAGUAAAAGAACACAAACACAGGGCACAAAAAAGUGUGCCAAACGCAAAAAAAUCUUUAAAAAAGGAAGAAAAGAAAUCAAAGUAAACGAAGAACAAGAAAUAAGGCUUAAAAAAAAAAAAAGAAUACGCACAAAAAUUCUCAACCAAAGCCGGCAGAGACGGCGACAGCGACAGCGACGCCUACGCAGAAGCUUUCUCAACGAAAGUGAUUCAUGCCGCUCUCUGCUUGUUGUUGUUGUUGUUGUUGCUUUCUGUUAUGCAUUUCUCUUUGGCAAGUGUUUACCGUACCAUUUACCAAACCCAAUUUUUUUUUCUGAGUGUCUGUGUGUUUUUUUUUCUAUUUUUGUUGUUGUAAGUACCUGGGCAGCACUGCCGGCGUCGCUGCGUCGCUUUUUUGUACCUUGAACUUGAUCGGCGACAGCAGCAGCAGCGGCAGCGGCAGCACAUUCAACUCUUCCAGCAGCAACCAGUUUGCAACAACAACAUUAACUUUGUAAUUGCCACUAGUUGAAGCAACUAACAACAACAACAACUAGCCAACUAAACAAAAACAACAUCUAAUGCUUAGUAGACACUUAUUAUGCAAAAAACACUGGCCGGCAGGAGGAAGUGCUUACUUUUGCUUCCCAGCUUCUCGUUGAAAAUGUUAAAAGCCAAACGGAAACAUAAAUACAAAAAAUAUAAAAAAAAUCACGCCCCGAGAGACUUGGAAGUUGGCCAGUAGACCGAACGAGCGACCCAUUUCCUCCAAAGACUCCUCCUCCUUUCCUCCCCGAAAACCUACAGUCCCAGAGAGACUCCCAGAAUGAGUUCGGCGAUUGCGGGAGCCGCUUCGGCGAUCGGUGGAGCUGUCACGGCGGCCACCAGCAACAGCUGGUUCAUCCCGAUGCUGAUGGCCGCGGUGGCCUACUUCCAGUACGAGGAGAUCAUCGAUCCGGAGUCCAAGCCCAGCGACAUUGGAGGCGACGAGAUCCUCGACCACUAUGACUUUAUAGUGAUAGGAGCCGGAUCGGCGGGGGCGGUGGUGGCCAAUCGGCUGACGGAGGUGGAGAACUGGAAUGUCCUGCUCCUGGAGGCGGGCGGCGAUGAAACGGAGCUCACGGAUGUGCCACUGAUGGCGGGCUAUCUGCAGCUCUCCAAGGUCGACUGGCAGUACAAGACGGAGCCCUCGGGGACAUCCUGCCUGGCGAUGCAGGGGGGAAGGUGCAACUGGCCGCGUGGCAAGGUCCUCGGCGGCAGCUCUGUCCUCAACUACAUGCUCUACUUGCGGGGAUCGAAGCACGACUACGACAACUGGGAGGCCAUGGGUAAUCCGAGCUGGUCCUACCGCGACGCCCUCUACUACUUCAAGAAGUCGGAGGACAACACCAACCAGUACCUGGCCAAUACACCGUAUCAUGCCACCGGUGGCUACCUGACGGUGGGGGAGGCGCCCUACCACACCCCCCUGGCCGCCAGCUUCGUGGAGGCGGGCGUGGAGAUGGGCUACGAGAACAGGGAUCUGAAUGGGGAGAAGAUGACUGGGUUCAUGAUCGCCCAAGGCACCACCCGACGCGGAUCAAGGUGCUCCACCUCGAAGGCCUUCCUCCGACCGGCCAGGCUCCGGCCCAACCUGCACAUCUCCAUGAACUCCCACGUGACCAGGAUCAUGAUCGAUCCGGUGACCAAGUUGGCCUUUGGCGUGGAGUUUGUCAAGGACCAGAAGCUCUACCAUGUCCGGGCCACCAAGGAGGUGGUCCUGUCCGGUGGGUCGGUGAACAGUCCUCAGCUGCUGAUGCUCAGCGGGGUGGGGCCUAGGAAGGAGCUGGCCAAGCACCGGAUACCCCUCAUCAAGGAGCUGAGUGUCGGGGAGAACCUGCAGGACCACAUCGGACUGGGCGGACUGACGUUCCUCGUCAACCAGCCGGUGUCCAUUGUGGAGAAUCGAUUCCACACCAUGUCCACUGUCCUCCAGUACGCCGUGUUCGGCCAGGGUCCUCUGACCAUCCUGGGCGGGGUGGAGGGACUCGCCUACGUGAACACCAAGUACGCCAAUAGCUCCAUGGACUGGCCGGACAUCGAGUUCCACUUCGUGUCGGGAUCGACGAACUCCGACGGUGGCUCCCAGCUGCGAAAGGCCCAUGGCCUGACGGAGUCCUUCUACCGGGCGGUCUUCGAGCCGAUCAACAACCGGGAUGCCUGGAGCAUCAUCCCCAUGCUGCUGCGGCCCCGGUCCGUGGGUAGCAUCCGGCUGCGGAGCGGCAACCCCUUCGACUAUCCGUACAUCUUCCCCAACUACCUGACCGACGACUUCGACAUGAAGACCCUGAUCGAGGGCGUCAAGAUCGCCGUGGCCCUGUCCCGGACGAAGGCGAUGCAGCGCUUCGGCUCCCGGCUGUCCAGCAUCCGUUGGCCGGGCUGCGAACAGGUGCCCCUCUUCACGGACGCCUUCUGGGAGUGCAUGAUCCGGCGGUACACGUCCACCAUCUACCAUCCGGUUGGGACCUGCAAGAUGGGCCCCUACUGGGACAAGGACGCCGUGGUGGACGCCAAGCUGAGGGUGUACGGCAUCCGGGGCCUGAGGGUCAUCGAUGCCAGCAUCAUGCCCAAGCUGGUGUCCGCCAACACCAAUGCCCCGGUGAUCAUGAUCGCCGAGAAGGGCAGCGACAUGAUCAAGGAGUUCUGGAUCAAGAACACCAUCGUGUAGUCUUAGAACAGGAACUGUUUUGGGUGUUUUUGGGAAGAGAUUUAAGGGAGAUAGCUCUGAGAUUCUUCGGAGAAUGAUUCUCCGGAGAAAUCUCUUCCCAAAACACUCAGAAUCCAGCCAGUGAGUGCGAGUGAGUGUCUUCGAGUGUCUGAGUGACCGACUGAGUGUGAAUCUUUGAGUGCCUCUGAGUGUACAUGUCCUAGUUUUAAAUCUUAAAAAUAAAUCAACUAACAAUUAACAAUUUAA
This is a messenger RNA of Drosophila ananassae, 3336 nucleotides long. RefSeq names its product glucose dehydrogenase [FAD, quinone]. The record is from RefSeq and is a predicted model, not a curated record. The transcript is spliced from 3 exons. Gene Ontology annotation, molecular function: flavin adenine dinucleotide binding; oxidoreductase activity, acting on CH-OH group of donors. The coding region runs from base 1210 to 3090 and encodes 626 amino acids. NCBI's taxonomy places the organism in Eukaryota, Metazoa, Arthropoda, Insecta, Diptera, Drosophilidae.